AUGAAAAUAGCCAAAAUAACAAGUGAAAGUUUAAUUGAAUGGUCUGCUCCGAUCAAUGUGGCGGAACAUUAUCAAAAAUUUCUUAAUGAUGUAAAUGAAUUAUCAUCAUCACAAGUUUUCUAUAACUGUACUAAAGGAUGGUUUGGCCAUCGAUGCCAAUAUACAUUGUAUCAUAAUGAAUUGACUUUUAGUGAAUUGGUGAAAGCGAUUUUUCUUGAAAGGCGUGUUGAUACAAAAUGGGUUCAUUUCACGAAUGGUACGUGUUAUAUAUAUCUAUCAUGUGACCGUGGUCCAAAUCCUGCGUGUUUAGACUGGCGUGAAAUUUGUGAUGGAAAACGAGAUUGUAUUGAUGGAAUUGAUGAACCACAAGAAUGUUUUGAACGUGAAUCAAAUGAAUGUCCAGAAGGGUAUUAUCGAUGUCAUAAUGGCCAAUGUAUACCUGAUGAAUUUAAUAAUGAUGAAGAUUUAUUAAAUCCGGAUUGUAUGGAUUGGACAGAUGUGACGGAAGAUGGUUGGAGUAAAGACUGUGAUGGUGAUCCAGCAUUUCGUUGCGAAGAACAUAUCUGCAAGCAACAAAAUGAAUUUUCUUGUGGUGAUGGUCAAUGUAUAGUAAUUUUCCAGAUGCUUGGUGAUACUUGUAAACAUAAUCGUUUUCGAUACACAAUGAGACAUUUAAUUGAUUAUCAUUUCAAUUCUUAUUUAUCUGAGAAAUGCUUAUUUAUGAUGGCUUGUUUAACAAGAAUUUACCGUCGUCUGAUAUAUGAUGAUGAAAUAUGCGAAAAAAUUGUAUUACAAGCUGCUGAUUGUCCAUCCACUCCAUUUCUUUUUCCUUUAACUCCUGUAGCUUUUGGUCAUGUGCACUUCAUAUAUACAGUAAAUGGAAGUUCAUACUGGUAUCAAAAACGACUUUUGUCACCAUUUCUUAUUUGCUACGAUGAAGAAUUGUGUGGUUCAAUUCUCAAUACAACAGUUAUAUAUUACAAUGGUUAUACCUGUCAACAUUACUCGAAUAUAGUAGGUGGAAUGAAACAUUAUUCAUGGAUAGAUCUAAUGGAGAAUAUUUAUUCAUUUUUUCGACCAUGUGCUCCAAUGAUACCAUUUAACUGUACAAAUCUUUUUCGAUGUGAACAAUCAUCUAAAUGUAUAUCCAAACAUCGUUUAUUAGAUGGACGCUAUGAUUGUAUGGAUCAUAGUGAUGAACAAUUUAAUAAUACAUGUGCAUUAAAUGAUCCAUAUCGAUUUCAGUGUUCUUCUAAAAGAGAACUUUGUAUUUCACCGUUACUUCUACUCAACGAUCAAUCUGAUUGUCCAGAUGGUGAAGAUGAAAAACACCUUGCGCAAACUAUCGGCUAUGAAUUAUUUCCGCCAUUUCCAAUGUUCUGCGAUGGACGUACAGACAUGGAUCCUUUCAUUAUAGAUGAUCGGGAACAAACUGAUGAAACCGAUUGUGGAUCAUAUUUUCCAUGUGAUAAUCCACAUACACAUUGUGAUGGUUUUUGGCAUUGUAUCAAUGGUAUUGACGAAGCAAAUUGUUCAUCAUCAUUAUGUAAACCUUAUCAUCAUCCAUGCGUUUCACUCAUUAAUAUGUCAAUGGAAUGUUUACCCAUAGAAUUUGCUGGUGAUGGUACAAUACAUUGUCGUGGUGGAUCUGAUGAACGACAUUACUGUCGAAACAUGUUUCCUGAUGAAGUUGAGAGACGUUAUCGAUGUUUGCAUCAAUCAUUUAAAUGUAUCAAAACUACCUUAUUAUGCGAUCGCUAUAAUAUUGAUGAAUCAGAUGAUAGUGAUCUAUGUGACAACGAAGAAGUUAGUAUUUGCCCGGAUUAUUAUUAUAAUGAAAAAGAUUUUACUGGUAUAUGUUGGCCACAUUGGAAGUUAAACCGAACGGUAUCGGAGAAUAUACUCUGCAAUCUUGAUGAAACAAACUACGUAGUAGUUUAUAAUUUUUCCGACGCAAAACUCUAUUUAAGAUUAAUUCGCAUUGAUAAUUAUCCACCUGUAACACAAAAUAUUUCAUAUUCUAAUGAAAAUAGUUCAAAACAACAACAGAAAUAUAUAUCUUCACGUUUGUCAAAUACUUUGCUUUAUUAUACUCAUCGAGCAUGGUUUUGUAAUCGAGGAAUAGUCAUUUUUACCGGUACACUUGAUCAACGUCGAUGUUUAUGUCCACCUCCAUAUUAUGGUGACCAAUGUCAAUUUCAAAACCAACGUGUCAGUCUAACAUUGAAAUUUACUACGCAGGAUACACGAAAUUUUCGAACGGCAUUUUAUAUAAUCACUAUGUUAAUUGAUGAUGAAUAUGUUAUUCAAUCAUAUGAUUAUAAUAUCUAUAUUCCUAUACGAGAUUGUGAAUAUAAAUUCCAUUUAUAUUUAACAUAUGCAUCUCGACCAAAGAAUUCAAGUAAAAACUAUAGUAUUAUUGUUCGUGCAUUUAAUAAACAAACUUUAACAUAUUAUACAAGUUGGUAUUUAACAAUUCCAUUUCAAUUUUUACCAGUAAAUCAUUUGGUCGAACGCCUUAUAAUUCGAGAACAAAAUUUCCAAAGUCCUAAUGAUUGUCAAUUAAAAUGUCAUGAUCAUGGACAAUGUAUGAAAUAUGAGAAUACAGGAGAUGAAUUUUGUCAAUGUUUCGAAAAUUGGUGGGGAAAAUUCUGUGAAAAAAGUUAUCAUUGUGAUUGUUCGUCGGACUCGAAAUGUAUUGGCACAAUUAACAAUCAAUCUAUCUGUCUUUGCCCAUUGAAUAGAUAUGGUUCACAGUGUUAUCUGACAUAUUCUUCUUGUCAAGAUAAGACAUGUCAACAUGGUGGAACAUGUGUACCAUAUGAUGAUCGGAAAUCUAAAGAAAAUUUUACUUGUCUUUGCACAAAAGAAUAUACAGGUGAAAGAUGUGAAAUUUUUGGUACUAAAAUUAUUAUAUCAUUUGAUGAAACAAUAAUUCCUGAAACAUUUUUUGCUCAUUUUAUUACGACAAUUCAUGAUGAUGAUCAUAUUCGUACAACAAUUCUACAGAAACUUCCAUAUGCUGGAAAUGAAGUCACUUUAUAUCGCCCAACACCAUUUCAUAUUCUUUUCGUUGAAUUUUCUCAAAACUAUUAUCUUACUAUACUUCAAGAAAACUAUUUACCUUUAAGAUCAAUUUACACAAAAGUUCUUUCUUCGAAUCAUUGUCCAUCAAUUCAUAUGUUAUUCAAUCAAACAAUUCUAAAUUAUCAUCGACUUCAACGUAUUAAAUAUUAUCAUCUUCCAUGUCAAAUGAAUACAAGAUUAAAAUGUUUUUAUGACGAAGCAUAUAUGUGUUUAUGUAAUCUUGAUCACUAUGCUAUUUGUUUUGAUUUUAUUCAUAAUAUGACAUAUAAUUGUCAAGGUACAAAUUAUUGUAAAAAUAAUGGAAAAUGUUUUCAAGAUCAUCCAACUUGUCCAACAUCAUCUACAUGUAGCUGUGAUGAAUGUUUUUUUGGAAGUUACUGCCAAUUAAGUACGAAAGGAUUUGAUAUUUCUUUAGAUUCCAUACUUAGUUAUCAUAUUCAUUCACAUUUAACUAUUUUUCAUCAACCUUUUCCAUUGAAAGUUGCUUUUAUUGCUACAAUAAUUCUGUUUUUAUUAGGAAUUAUUAGUGCUUGUUUAUCUCUAAUUGUAUUUCGACCAAAGAAUUUUCAAAGUGGUUGUGCGAUUUAUCUUUUUGCUUCUUCAAUCAAUUCUCUUCUUACAAUGAUUGUAUUUCUAUUAAAAUUCAUCUUAUUACUAUUCGCACAAAUGGAUUUGAUUACUAAUCGUUCUAUUCUCUUGAUUAAUUGUAUAUCCAGUCAUUUUCUUAUUAAAUUUUUACCAAAUAUUAGUGAUUGGCUCAAUGCUUGCGUGGCCAUAGAAAGAAUAUUUAUAAUCUGGCAAGAAGUUAAAUUCAAUAAAAUCCAAAGUAUAUCGAUUGCUAAAAGAAUGAUAUUUUUUAUUUAUAUUAUUGUUAUUCCUACAGCUAUACAUGAUCCAAUUUAUCGUCAAUUAAUAGAAGAUGAAACAGAAGAACGUAUUUUAUGCAUUGUAGAAUAUUCAUCAAAUGUUAAAAUCUUUAAUUUAAUCAUAAAUAUUAUUCAUUUAUUUGUUCCAUUUAUUGCAAAUUUGGUCUCUGCUAUCUCGAUAGUUACUAUGAUAGCUCGGCGUCGAUCUAAUAUACGAACAAGUCAAACUUAUAGUCAAUCCUUAUGCCAAGAAGUCAAUGAACAUAAGCAUCUAAUUGUUAGUUCUUGUGUUUUGGUUAUUUGUGUAUUGCCUCGUAUUAUCAUGUCAUUAACAGUUAGAUGUAUGAAAUCUGCUCGUGAUCCAUGGUUAUAUUUGAUUGGUUAUUUUUUUCCAUUUAUUCCAUCGAUUUCAAUUUUUGUCGUGUUUGUAUUACCAUCAAAAACAUAUACUAAACUAUUCAAACAAUUCUUUCAUUGA
This is a messenger RNA of Adineta ricciae, 4431 nucleotides long. The record is from the annotation of a GenBank genome assembly. NCBI's taxonomy places the organism in Eukaryota, Metazoa, Rotifera, Eurotatoria, Adinetida, Adinetidae.